CGGUUUCAUUUCUGCUUCUGCUCCGCGGGAGCGCGCACAGAGGUGUGCUGACGGGUAAACCACCGACGUGAAGCUGAGUUGCAGGUGUGGUGACUUGUAGCUACUCGACUUGUACCAAAAAGUAACGCAGCUUCAACAGACGUGACGUGUUGUUUUCAGUAUGCAGAGGGGUUUCCAGCUGGGCCUGCUGCUUCUGGCGGUCCAGCUGUUCCAGGAGGGUCUGGGAAACAUCCCUGCCAUCACCCUGGCUGUCCUGGGAUUCAAUGUGUAUCUUUACAUGUUCCCUGCUGCUCAACUGAUGAAGGCCUGCAUGAGCCUCCAAUAUGUGUACAGGCACAAGGAGUGGCGUCGCCUCCUCCUUUCCCCCCUGCACCACGUUGACGACUGGCACCUCUACUUCAACAUGGUGUCUUUCCUCUGGAAAGGCAUCAGGCUGGAGCAUCGUCUGGGUGCAGCCUGGUUCCUCUACCUGCUGUCAGUCUUCUCUCUGCUCACCGGACUGGUCUAUCUGCUGCUGCAGGCGCUGAUGACAAAACUCAUCGAGGACUCUGAUUCAUUGGCAGAACUUAUAGAUAUGUCGUCUCUCAGCAACGAGUGUGUCGUUGGUUUCUCAGGUGUCCUGUUUGCUCUGAAGGUGGUCAGCAACUAUUACAACCCAGGUGGUGUGACCUAUGUGUUGAAUCUGCGUGUGUCCAAUCGCUUUGCUAGCUGGGUGGAGCUAGUGCUGAUCUACCUAAUCGCCCCCGGGACUUCUUUGGUGGGUCACCUGGCAGGUAUCCUGGUGGGUCUUCUCUACACUGUGGGUCCAUUGAAGACCAUCAUGGAGACAUGUGCAGAGUUUGUAUCUUCAGAAGUAAAUACUCCACAGCCAAGACCAUACUACAGCUAUUCAGGCUACAGCAGAACUAGGCGAGAAAAUCGAGAAGAUCCACGGCAUGCAGAAGAUUAUACGACAGAUUAUACUUCUGAGUAUACAGACUCAGAUAUCGCAGGACUGACAGAGGAAGAGCAGAUAGAACUGGCGAUCAGAAAAAGCCUGAAUGACAGAGGACAAACCAGACCGAGAAGAGCUUCAAGUCCCCCUCAUGGUUACCAGCCCACUGAUGAGGACGUGAGUCCUGAAGAGAUUCUCAGGAGGAGGAGACUGAGGAGGUUUGACCAAGGAUUUCCCAGCCAGAGGAGAAGAUUGUAAAGGCAGAAUGAGAGGACACCUUUACAGUAUCUCAUAUUGUCAGUCUCUUACCUGCACUUCAGUCUACUACUUUGUGAUUUCAUGUUUCUCAUAAGGACUUUCCACACUUUUUGAAAAUGAAAAUGUAAAAACAAAUCUGGCAGAGGAGAGGGAUGUAUGAAGGAUUUCUUACUGAAUGGUGAGUAAAUAUCCAUGCUCUGGAAAGCAGCCCAUAAUGUUUGAUUUUGUUCAUGUUUAAAGGAAAACUAACAUUCUGCUAGCCUGUGGCUGCCCAGUGGUAACAAAAUCCACCAAGCCCUGUGUCUAAAUCUCACUAAUUAACUCAUUUAUGGGGGACCAAUUGCUUGGCUACCAGACUAAGAAGUCUUCAUUUUUAGCUGUUUGAAGUAAACUCAUGACACCAUGUCAUCUAUUUGCCAAGUAUGCACUGGAGUGAGAAAAAGCACACCACAUGGCAGAAUUAACGAGGCCAUACAGUGUACACAGAGAUGCUUUUUUUGUAAAAAUGAUAAUAUUACCACUCUGACUUUGUAAUAAGCCACACAAAACAUCUGACGGUGACCCAGGCUCAACGGUGAACAUUAGCUCCCUUUAACCUGAACAUAAUCAAACUUUAAGCAUAGAGGACUGGACCACUACAUCAGAAAACACUUGUGUCAUUUUGAGAGGCAAAGCCGAUAUUGAAGAGUUUAAACUGGUUUGUUGUAUUUUCAUUAUAUUUUUAGACAAUAAAGAUUUACUGCUUUCCAAAUUC
This is a messenger RNA of Lates calcarifer (barramundi perch), 1946 nucleotides long. Its product is annotated as rhomboid-related protein 4. The transcript is spliced from 8 exons. Bases 161 to 1192 code for a protein of 343 amino acids. The record is from RefSeq and is a predicted model, not a curated record. Gene Ontology annotation, molecular function: serine-type endopeptidase activity. Lineage: Eukaryota; Metazoa; Chordata; Actinopteri; Centropomidae. Gene Ontology annotation, cellular component: membrane.